Hemibagrus wyckioides is the source of this 1557-nucleotide messenger RNA. RefSeq lists its product as uncharacterized. The transcript has 5 exons. Lineage: Eukaryota; Metazoa; Chordata; Actinopteri; Siluriformes; Bagridae. The coding region runs from base 79 to 1035 and encodes 318 amino acids. The record is from RefSeq and is a predicted model, not a curated record.
AUUUUACUUAUCAUGAUCAAGCUCAGUGUGUAUAUUCAGAGCCAACACUGAGUGUGUGAAGUUGUUACUGAAGAAGAGAUGAAGACGCUGCACUUGGCUCUGAUUCUGCUCGUGCUGUCCGGUGUUCUCACUCAGGACAGAGAAUUUGGUGUGAAAUAUCCUGAUAAACCGAUCUGUGCUGUGAGAGGAUUCAGUGUCUCCAUUCCCUGUAGUUAUUCUUAUCCACAAAAUCAUCAGGUGGAACAAAAGCUUUGGUGCUCGAUGAACUCAAACACAGAUUUCUGUUAUAAACCACCGUAUGUUUAUAACAGCUCAUCAAACACCAAGUCAGACUUUGAGUUCACUGGAGACGACAAAUCAGACUGCACUUUGUUAAUCCACAAUGUACAGUUCAGUUAUUCUGGAGAGUACAAAUUCAGAUUUAUAACUAAUGUGGACAGAUUCACAGGUAAACCUGGAGUGACUCUACAAGUUACAGAUUUAAAGGUGUCACUAAUCAGGCUCAGUGGAAACGGAACCCUUAAACAAGGAGACUCGUUAAAUCUGAGGUGUGAUGUGAACUGUACACACACUUCCUCACAGUUUGUGUGGUCUAAGAACAACCAGCCCUUAAAUACAUCAGGACCUGUUCUUCACUUUCCUGCUCUAACCGUGAGGGAUUCUGGGAAAUACACCUGCACUUGGGAAACCAACGUCACAUCAGGAUCUGAAACCAUCAGCCUUCACGUCGAGGGUGACGACCCUGACAACCCUGAACAUUGGUCAAUCUGGGUCAUUGUUUUGGUGAUCACUGGAGUGAUUGUCGUCUUGGUCAUCAUAGGAGCUGUGAUUCACAACAGGAGGUUUCUGUGUGAUCGCAGGAGUGUCCACACCGAGCAGCAGAAGAAGGGCGAUUCUGCCAUGGACUUUAAUGUCCAGAAGAAUGAGGAUGAUUCUGCUACCUACUCUAAUGUCCAGAAGAAUGAGGAUGAUUCUGCUAUCUACUCUAACACCCAGCAGCAGGAGGAAGAUUCUGCAAUCUACGCUAAUGUAUAAUAACAAUGAGUUGACCUCAGUUUCAUGCCUCAUGACAGCUUAAAGGCUUGUUUCCUCUUGAGCUAAAAAUAUUACACAGCAUAUACACUUCCUGUAUGUUGCAUCUGAGCUUCAUUUCAUAAUAAAUGACUUGGUUAUUUCUUGCAUGUGUUGCUGUUCUUAGUUUCUAUAAGAUUCUAUCAUUUUCUAGAAUUUACUCAAACUAUAACUUUUAUACAUGUCCUGAUUAAGGAUCAUUUACUGCUUUUAUGAUGUUUUGCAUGUAAAUUAGAGUAGCAGUCUAUCCUCCUUUCUCCUGUUUCAGUGCUUGAAGUGAGCUGCUACUCUACAGGAUGCAGUACACGCUGCUUUUACACUGAAAUGUUCAUGAAGUUGCUAGUUAAUACAACUGAUACACAACUGAAACCUGCACAUCCUGCAACACAACCAACACACUCGUCUGUACACACGGCAUAUUUAGUAAAUACUUCCAGUCUCUGUGUUAAACCACAUCUUUUACUCUUACAGAACAAUAAAAUUGUG